AUGAGACUGCUUGAUACCGUCACACUGGAGAUUAAGGAAUUUGGAUUUGGCGAAAUUCCAAACUAUGCCAUUCUGUCGCAUAGAUGGUAUAACUACGAACUCAAUCUACAAGAUGUGCAGAACCGGAUAUGGGAGAAGGAGGACUUUACGAAUGAGAACAAGAUAAAGGCUUUCGAAAAGAUAAAUCGAUGCUGUGUCAGAGCAAAAUCUGACGCAUUUCAAUAUGUUUGGAUCGACUCGUGCUGCAUUGACAAGACAAGUAGCGCAGAGCUAUCCGAGGCAAUCAACUCCAUGUACCUUUGGUAUUAUAAGGCUGGAAGAUGCUAUGCAUAUCUCUCUGACGUGCAAUCAAUGUAUACCUUUAAAAAGAGCGAAUGGUUUACGAGGGGUUGGACCUUGCAAGAGCUGCUCGCACCUGCUGAGGUUUACUUUCUCGACAAGGAUUGGAACGACCUGGGGACGAAGAAAAGUUUACAAGAAGCGGUAUCUGCUCAAACGCGCAUCCCCGUCAACAUCUUAUCCGGUGCUGAUCUUGAAACAGCUACUGUUGCGCAAAGGAUGUCCUGGGCUUCUUGGAGGAAAACUACGAGGGUUGAAGAUCGUGCCUAUUGUUUGAUGGGCAUAUUUGGCAUUAAUAUGCCGUUACUCUAUGGAGAAGGUGAACGAGCUUUUAUUAGGCUUCAAGAGGAAAUCAUGAAGAUUUCGACCGACCACAGUAUACUCGCCUGGAAAUCCUCAGAUACCCGCGGUGGACUUCUGGCCACAUCUCCAGAUGCAUUUAGCAAUUCUGACGGCGUCAUUCAUUACAGUCCUUUUGGUGACUCCAGCGCGCCUCUCACUGUGAGCAGCAGAGGAAUACAUCUAGAAGCCCGAUUUAUUGGUCUGGCUCGUGGAGGGCUAGGGAUGGUAAUUCUUCAAUGUGCAGAGAGGGAUAGAGCAACCAAGCCUAUCGCCAUCUUUGUGAAAGAUACAGCUCUGACAAUGGAACUAUUUGAACGAGCUCGGAGUGAAGAGUUUGAAAGCGUUGACCUCUACAAGUUCCGAAGAUGGCAAUAUCCGAUGAGAAAGAUAUGUAUACGAAGGGGGCGCAUGACGCCUACGGGUCAAGCCGAAGGUUCCGGAAAACAGAGCAUCAUCGACGACGGCAAUUACGGCAGAAAAUGGCUAUCAUCAGUGAUGAAUGCCCAGAUUACUAGCGAAUUAUUCCGCGUGGCGCAAGCUGGAGACCGAGAUGCUGUAUGGCUGUGGCUCACCCGAAGCGAUUUUACGGCAGACUUGGCAGAUGAUCAAGGACGGACGGUGCUAUGGCACGCGGUGAUGGGCCGUCACGAAGCGCUUGUUAAGAUGCUACUCGCUCGAAGCGACGUCAAUGCGGAUUUUCAGAACAAUUCGAAUCAGACGCCGCUUUCAUGGGCCGCCCAGCAUGGGCACGAGGCCAUUGUCAAGCUGUUACUCGAGAAGGCGGUCGAUAUCGAGGCAAGAUAUGAUUCCCACACGCCGCUUUUGUGGGCUGCUACAAACAACCAUGAGAUUAUUGUUAAGAUGCUGCUUGAGAACGGGGCUGAAAUCGAGGUAGAAGAUAAAGACGGACAGACGCCGCUUUCCAAGGCUGCGGAGAAAGGGCAUGAGGCCAUCGUUAAGCUGCUGCUUGAAAAUGGCGCUGACAUGGAGCCAAGAGAUUAUUGUGGGCAGACGCCCCUUUUACUAACUGCUAGAAGAGGGUGUGAGGCUGCUGUUAAGCUAUUACUUGAAAAUAGUGCUGAUAUUGAGGCAAGAGACGCAGUUAGGUCAACGCCGCUUAUAAGAGCAGCUGAGAACGGACAUGGGGCUGUUGUUAAGCUGCUGCUUGAGAAUGGUGCUAAUAUCUGGGCAAGAGAUGGAGAUAUGUCAACGGCGCUUUUACAAGCAACUAUAAAAGGACAUGAAGCUGUUGUUCAGCUGCUGCUUGAGAAUGGUGCUGAUAUUGAGCUGAAAGGCGCUUACGGGGACACGCUACGUUCGUGGGCUAAGAUAAACAAUAUACAGAGCAUCCUCAAGACGCUGGGUAGAUAG
Molecule: messenger RNA, 2052 nt
Organism: Trichoderma aggressivum f. europaeum
Lineage: Eukaryota; Fungi; Ascomycota; Sordariomycetes; Hypocreales; Hypocreaceae
Exons: 1
Coding region: 1-2052 (683 amino acids)
Molecular function (GO): protein binding
Source: RefSeq, a predicted model, not a curated record